CUGCUGCGCCGGUUCGGCUGAGGCGUGCACAGGUGGCCUGCGCUUGCGGAGGCGAGGCGGAGCGGAGGGGGCAGCCGCUUCGCCUUGCCCAGUUCGGCCGGCCAUGGAGCUUGGCCUGGGAGGAAGAGAAGGAGGAGGAAGAAGGGCAGCAGCUGGAGGGGAGAAGGAGGAGGAGGAGGAGGCAGCAGCCCCAGCAGCCGUCAUCCAAGAGGGCUGGUUCCGCGAGACGUGCAGCCUCUGGCCCGGGCAGGCCCUCUCUUUGCAAGUCCAGGAGGUCCUGCAUCACCAGCGGUCGCCCUUCCAGGAGAUCCUGGUCUUCAGGAGCAAAACAUACGGGAACGUCUUGGUCCUCGAUGGCGUCAUCCAGUGCACAGAGAGGGACGAGUUUUCGUACCAGGAAAUGAUCGCUAACCUUCCCUUGUGCAGUCACCCAAACCCACAGAAGGUGCUCAUCAUCGGGGGCGGCGAUGGAGGAGUCUUGCGGGAAGUGGUCAAGCACCCCUCCGUGGAGUCCGUAAUACAGUGCGAAAUCGACGAGGAUGUGAUCCAAGCAUCUAAGAAGUACCUCCCAGGGAUGGCCGUGGGAUAUUCCAGCCCGAAACUCACCUUGCAUGUUGGGGACGGCUUCGAAUUCAUGAAACAGAACCAGGAGGCUUUUGAUGUGAUAAUCACAGACUCUUCCGACCCCAUGGGUCCUGCAGAAAGCCUCUUCAAAGAAUCCUACUACCAGCUGAUGAAGACAGCUCUGCGGGAAGACGGCAUUCUCUGCUGCCAAGGCGAAUGCCAGUGGCUGCACCUGGACCUCAUAAAGGAGAUGCGCCAGUUCUGCAAGUCGCUGUUCCCCGUGGUCGAGUACGCCUACUGCACCAUCCCGACCUACCCCAGUGGACAGAUCGGCUUCAUGCUCUGCAGCAAGAAUUCAAACACUAAUUUCAGGGACCCUGUCCAAAAGUUGUCCCAGAAGGAAGUGGAAGCAAUGAAUCUUAAGUAUUACAACUCGGAUGUCCACCGGGCAGCCUUUGUCCUGCCUGAAUUUGCACGAAAGGCUCUGAGCGCCGUCUGAGAACCCCGACGCAGAUCCACCUCUGGCCUCAGAUACCCCGGCGGGACGGGAAACCCCGGAAGCCUCAUCCACCUAGCGGAUCGUCUCUGGCGGCCGGCCUGACGUGGUCCUCGCUUGCCUUGCGGCCUCUAGCCUACCAGCUAAACAUUCCUUCCAAUUAUGUAUUUAAAAAAAAUGAAAGGACUCUGGGUUUGCACCCAAACGCAGGACCCCACUUCCAAACACCCCCCC
Molecule: messenger RNA, 1294 nt
Organism: Lacerta agilis (Sand lizard)
Lineage: Eukaryota; Metazoa; Chordata; Lepidosauria; Squamata; Lacertidae
Gene: SRM
Product: spermidine synthase
Exons: 8
Coding region: 104-1063 (319 amino acids)
Biological process (GO): spermidine biosynthetic process
Cellular component (GO): cytosol
Molecular function (GO): spermidine synthase activity
Source: RefSeq, a predicted model, not a curated record